CUCGGACUUCCGGUCCCAGGGUCCCCGCCUGCAGUUCAAACUGGAAAAUGGCGGGGGCUUCUGAGUCAGUGGCUGUCGCCCCUUCGCAGGACCAAGAGAUAGUGGCCGGGACAGACAGCCAGACCGCAGUCCCAGCCAACCCCCGAGAGGACUUCCGAGUGCGUUGCACUUCGAAGAGAGCUGUGACGGAACUGGUAGAAUUGUGCCGCCGUUUCGUGCAAAAGCUCGGAGACGCGCUGCCAGAGGAGAUUCGGGAGCUCGCGCUGCGAGAUGCGCAGUGGACCUUUGAAUCAGCUGUGCAAGAGAAUGUCAGCAUUAAUGGGCAAGCAUGGCAGGAAGCUUCAGAUAAUUGUUUUAUGGAUUCUGACAUCAAAGUACUUGAAGAUCAGUUUGAUGAAGUCAUAGUAGAUAUAGCAACAAAACGUAAGCAGUAUCCCAGAAAGAUCCUUGAAUGUGUCAUCAAAACCUUAAAGGCACAACAUGAAGCUCUGAAACAGUACCAACCUGUUGUACCUCCAUUGGAUCUAAAAUAUGACCCUGAUUCAGAUUCUCGCAUGGAAAGUCUGAAAUGCAGAGGGGAAACCAUAGCUAAGGUGAUCAGUGAAGCCGUCAAGGCUUUGCCUUCAUUGAUUGAACAAGGAGAUGGAUUUUCCCAAGUUUUGAAGAUGCAACCUAUUAUUCAGCUCCAGAGGAUCCACCAAGAAAUCUUUUCCAGUUGUAGAAAACCAGAUGCUAAACCCGAGAGCUUUAUAACACAAAUAGAAACCACACCAAUGGAGACUGCUCCCAGGAAAACCUCUGAUAUGGUACUGAAAAGAAAGCGAACUAAAGACUGCCCCCAGAGAAAAUGGUAUCCACUGCGGCCAAAGAGAAUUAAUCUGGAUUCAUAAGCUCUUUUGUUUGAGACUAUAGGUGCUGUCAGUGUUUAGAUUACCAUCUACUACUUAGACAGGACUUUAUUUAACCAACAAAUAAUUCUUACUAGUGAGUCAUUGAUACAAACAUAGUAAGUCUGUGCUGGGAUAUGAUAUAAUAUUGUGUUUCUUAUCAUUUCAUUUCAUGUAUACUAGGUGAAAAGUGUUUUUAGGUUGGGUUUUAUUUUUGUUGGUGGUGGUUUUGGGGGGUCUUUGUUUUGUUUUGUUUGAAGUUGGCACAAAUCACAUCAGUGGACAUUAAGAGUGCAAAUUUUUUACUUUCCUUAAAUGCCAUCAACUCUUGGCUGCCUUGCUGCUUUUGAGGAAUUGUAUAAGUAAUGUAUUCUAUUGAUUUCCUUGAUGUAUAUCUUUCCUUAAAACAAGAGGGGGAGGCUGUGUGAUGAUUCAUUCAGUGCUGAAAACAAAUCAGUUCUAUACAGGAGCAGAUGCAUUUUUUUAUAUGUAGGAUUUUAUUUGUUUGGAGUGCUGGGGUUGGGACCCAAGGCCUUGUGCAUGCCACACCUGUGCUCUACCUCUCAGCUAGAGUUGCAUAUCAACUUAAUGUGCAAAUGACAAUACUGGCUUUGAAUUUGUUAUUCUGAAAUCAGUUAAUUUGUAUUUGUGGGAUUAAUUUUAGGCUUUUUUGGGGUUUGCUUCAAAAGACAAAGAUGGCUAUUAUUUGUGCAAGAAUUAUUAUUCAGAAUGAACAUUGGCAAGUAGCCAGUGUUUCUGGCCUAUAAUUUUAUUUUUCAUGAAUAUUUAACAUAAUUUGACUUGGAAACUAAUAAUUUUUUUCUUAGGAUUCCUCAUUUCUUUCUUUUUCUUUAGUGUUUUUUUUUUUUUUUUUUUGGUUGUAGUUGGACACAGUAUCUUUAUUUUUAUGUGGUGCUGAGGAUCGAACCCAGUGCCUCACACGUGCGAGGCGGGCACUCUACCACUGAGCUACAGCCCCAGCCCUCAUUUAUUUCAUUAUACAUAAAUUCUUUCAGCUCAAAGUAUAUAUCAGAUUAACUGGCAAAUUUUCAUUAUACAACAAAUGCAAUAAUACUGAACAAUUUUACAUUUAAGGAUAUUUGUAAGUCAAAUAGAUAAUCAUUGAUGGAAGCCUGAGAAAAUGUAUUACAUAUAUUUCUAACAUUUAACUACAGUUUCCUAUAGCACUUUUGGUUCCUCUUAUAAUAUGCAAAGUAGGCAGGACCAUAUAACUUACCAUGUUUCCCUUUUGAUAUGUAUACUACUUUUCUCCACUUCCAAAGGAAUUUACUAAUCAUGGCUUAGAUUUUUUUAUAUAUUUGUUGCUCAUAAUAUCUUAAUAAUCAUAAAUGUCUAGAUUUGUGAAGCCUGUUUCCGUGAAGAAAACUUAUAAAGUCACUUUAUUGCAUUUUUACAUUCUAUGUUUUAAUGUUACAGUUCCAUAUCUGUAUAUUUGUAUAUAAUGUUUUUAAUUAACAUAAUGUACAAAGACUGACUUUGAUACUAUGUAUUUUUAAGAGUUUUCAGUGGGUGUUCUUGAGCUCAGCUUUAGUUGAAUUGCAGGUCAGCACCUUGCAUUUCAGAACAUAUUAAACUUCACUUUAAAAUUG
Molecule: messenger RNA, 2497 nt
Organism: Marmota monax (woodchuck)
Lineage: Eukaryota; Metazoa; Chordata; Mammalia; Rodentia; Sciuridae
Gene: Nsl1
Product: NSL1 component of MIS12 kinetochore complex
Exons: 6
Coding region: 48-890 (280 amino acids)
Biological process (GO): mitotic sister chromatid segregation
Cellular component (GO): MIS12/MIND type complex; kinetochore
Source: RefSeq, a predicted model, not a curated record